Molecule: messenger RNA, 1639 nt
Organism: Chironomus riparius
Lineage: Eukaryota; Metazoa; Arthropoda; Insecta; Diptera; Chironomidae
Source: the annotation of a GenBank genome assembly
GUUCAAAGUAAACAGAAUAAAAAAUUCAUUCGGUGCUUAAUUAAUUUUUCGUACCAAAAGUUUGUAACAUUAAAGUGUGAUAAAGUUCAUUCAAAAAUGGUUCUGGACAUACCAAAACCGGAUGUAUUCAAUGCUCCGUUAAAGGUCGUCGAAAAAAUGAUGACAGGCGCUGGACCAUCAAAUUAUCACGAUAGAAUAAGAAAGUCAAUGUCACUGCCAGUUCUCGGACACUUACAUACGGAAACAUUAAAGAUUAUGGAUGACAUAAAGGAAGGCAUUCAAUACUUGUUUCAAACAGAAAAUCCACACACAUUUUGUGUGUCUGGACCUGGACAUGCGGGCUUAGAAUGUGCUCUUACGAAUCUCCUUGAAAAUGGUGACACAAUUUUAAUUACAUGCUGUGGAAUCUGGGGUCAAAGAGCGGAACUGAUGUCGAAAAAAUUAAAUGCAGACGUUAAAGUUCUUUACAAGCAUCCAGGCGAACAAGUCUCUAUUAAAGAAGCCCGCAACUGCUUCCGUAUGUAUCAUCCAAAAGUCUUUUUUUUGGCACAUGGUGAAUCAUCGACAGGCAUGCUCCAAAAUCUAUUGGAGUUUGGUGAUUUAUGUCGAGAAUAUGAUUGUCUCUUUAUUGUCGAUUGUGUCAUCACGCUUGGCUGCGCGCCAAUCUAUGUUGAUAAAUUUAAAAUUGAUGUCGCUUACAGCGGAACACAAAAAGUUCUCAAUGCACCGCCGGGAAUCACUCCAAUUACAUUUAGUCCACGAGCGCUUGAUAGAAUUGCAGCAAGAAAGACACUGGUAACAAGCUAUAAUUACGAUGCAAUAUUACUUGGCGAAUACUGGAAUUGUUUUGCAAAUCAUCCAAGGAUUUAUCAUCAUACUGUAUGCUCAACAUUACUAUACGGAUUACGUGAGGCUAUUGCAUUAUUUCUUGAACGAGGUGGAUUAGAAUCGUCAUGGGAAAAUCAUUCUCGAGUUACCAGCAAUUUUUGCAAUUUGCUUGUAUCAAAUGGAUUGGAAAUAUUUAUCGAUGAUGAAAUGCUAAGAUGUCCUUCAGUUGUAUCAAUUAAGGUGCCUGAUAAUAUCGAUCCACAUAAAGUCAUUUCUUAUGCAAUGAAAAAUCAUUAUGUUGAGAUAAGUGGAGGUCUUGGACCGACUGUUGGGAAAAUCUUCAGAAUUGGACUAAUGGGAAUCAAUGCAACGAACGAAGUUGCUGAAAAAGUUGCAAAAGUUUUGAUUGAAUCCAUAAAGGAAGCGGAACUUGUAUCUAAAAUUUAAUAAAACAAAAAAUAAAGAAAUUUGAUAAGUCAAACUUCUUCUUUGCCCUUUUUCAUGGCUGAAUCAUAACAUUUCAAGGUUCCGUAAAAGUUUCCAGGCUCUUAUCUCACGUUGUCAUCAUAUCAGAUUGACAGACUUCUCAUAUGUCUGCUUUAUUAUGAUACAACUUGGAUACAACAUGAAAAUGAAUCAUCGUCGACUUCGAAAAUAUUUCGAUGAAGUAACAUCGUUCCUAUGUACAUCAAAUGAUGUAAUCUACAGAAAGGAAAGCUUAUCGCACCUGUUGCUUGUCAAUUUGGAAUGUUGAAAAGAUAAUAUUUGUUCUUUCGUGAAGUAUUAACUUAAGGUAAAUGUCUGUGCUCAG